Molecule: messenger RNA, 2294 nt
Organism: Cololabis saira (Pacific saury)
Lineage: Eukaryota; Metazoa; Chordata; Actinopteri; Beloniformes; Belonidae
Gene: adss2l
Product: adenylosuccinate synthase, like
Exons: 13
Coding region: 61-1482 (473 amino acids)
Biological process (GO): 'de novo' AMP biosynthetic process; IMP metabolic process
Cellular component (GO): cytoplasm
Molecular function (GO): adenylosuccinate synthase activity; GTP binding
Source: RefSeq, a predicted model, not a curated record
UUCCCUUGGAGCGGAGAACGCGGUAAAAGGAGAUUCCGGUUUGGCAGCAGCAACAGCAGCAUGGCAUCCGACAGCAACAUGGCUAGCGUGAACGGCCGGGAGGCCGGGCACGUCAACGGGGAGCCGGUGCUGAAGCGGCCGCGGGACAGCCUGAGCCAGGACGCGUCGCCGCUGCGGGUCCCGGCGGAGCGGAACCUGGUGACGGUGGUGCUCGGGGCGCAGUGGGGCGACGAGGGCAAGGGGAAAGUCGUGGACCUGCUGGCCAUGGACGCGGACAUUGUCUGCAGGUGCCAGGGAGGCAACAACGCAGGUCACACAGUGGUGGUGGACUCGGUGGAGUAUGACUUCCACCUGCUCCCCAGCGGCGUGCUCAACAAGAAGGCUGUCUCCUUCAUCGGUAAUGGAGUUGUGAUUCACCUGCCGGGUCUGUUUGAGGAGGCAGAAAAGAACCUGCACAAAGGCAAAGGAUUGCAAGGAUGGGAGGAGAGGUUGAAGAUUUCUGAUCGUGCUCACAUUGUGUUCAACUUCCACCAAGCUGUUGAUGGAAUCCAAGAGCAGCAGCGGCAGCAACAUGGAGGAAAAAAUUUGGGGACCACAAAGAAAGGCAUCGGUCCUGCCUACUCGUCCAAAGCUGCUCGGAACGGUCUACGAGUCUGUGACCUCGUCUCAGAUUUCAAGGUUUUCGAGGACAAGUUCCGUAAAUUGGCAAAACAUUUCAUGGACAUGUAUACAAACCUCAACAUCGACAUCGAGGAAGAGCUUGAGCAGCUGAAGCACUAUGCAGAGAGGGUGCGUCCUCUGGUGACUGAUGGAGUGUACUUCAUGCACAAAUCUCUGACUGGACCCACUAAGAAGAUCUUGGUGGAGGGUGCCAAUGCUGCUCUCCUGGAUAUUGACUUUGGGACGUAUCCUUUCGUCACGUCUUCAAACUGCACCGUGGGAGGUGUGUGCACCGGCCUCGGCGUGCCUCCCUCUUACGUUGGCCGAGUCUACGGCGUCGUCAAAGCAUACACGACCCGAGUGGGCGUCGGUGCUUUCCCAACAGAGCAGGAUAACGAGACUGGGGAGCUCCUACAGAACAGAGGGAGAGAGUUUGGCGUGACGACGGGUCGAAAGAGGCGAUGCGGCUGGCUGGAUUUGAUUUUAGUCAGAUACGCCCACAUGGUCAACGGCUUUUCUGCGAUUGCUCUGACGAAACUGGAUAUUUUGGACACACUGCCUGAGAUCAAAGUGGGAGUGGGCUAUAAGGUUGAUGGAAAACCUCUACUGAGUUUUCCAGCAAACAUGGACGUGUUGACGCGGGUGUCGGUGGACUACAAGACGUUACCCGGCUGGUGCUGCAGCACCGAGACAGCCCGGAGCUUUAAGGAUCUGCCUCCACAGGCACAAAGUUACAUUCACUUCAUCGAGGAUUUCCUGAAAGUGCCAGUGAAGUGGGUCGGGGUCGGCAAGUCCAGGGAAAGCAUGAUCAAACUGUUCUGAUCUGCAUGACUCCACAUCUGCAGCUGACAACGUCUCCUGACGACAUCAGAUUGCCAGUAGAGUUUACAAUGAAAACUUCAUCUUGAAGAUAAAAACUUCACCAGCAAGACUUGUGAAACCUUAAGUUGCUGCUUGUGUGUCACAUUUCCGGGACUUCUCCAGAUAUAUUUUAUGCAUUCCACACACUGAUUCUAUAUUUAUGAGGGUCGUAAUUUUUAAAACCUGACAAAUGAUUCAAUAAUUCUUUAAUCCAGUCUUAAGAAAAGCACAGUUUUUGUUUUAACUUUUGAAGAUAAUUUAGUUCCACUGACAUCCGUUCGCCAUUCCGUUAUUUUUUUAAUUUAAAUUUUUUAACCCUUCUAAGAGCCAGUGAAGAGACGUAGAAAUCUUUGUUUAAAAGGUCUUUAAGAUAAAACCGAUUAUCGUCAAGCUUUGUAACGGGAUAAAAGACGAAGCGCCAUCAUACAAACCGGUAUGAUUGUGAUAUUUUCCAUUAAACUUUUCUUUUUUAAAACAGUGCACCUAUUAAUUUUGUAAAAAAUAUCAGAUGACUGAAUGUGUGAAUUCAAAUAGUUUUAAAAAAGAAUCAUCACACAGGAAAAAGCAGCACAAAAGGAGCUACAUUUGAAAACCAUGUUUUCACGUCCACACAGACAUUGAUGAUUUGAAGUUUGUGUAAAUGUAAGAACAGAUAGUAAUGUACAGAGUGCAUCUUAAUGUUUCCAACUUUAUGCCAAUACUGUAAAAGACUAUUCUUCAGCUUGCUAGCACCAAUAAAAGGAAACUAUCACAUUAAAUGUUUCUUCAUUUUA